UGAGAAAAGUUUUCUUGAGGUGGUAGGUAACCUUUAAGUAUACUUUAGAUAUAUAAAAUACAUUACAAUUUUGGAUUGAAGUAUUGUUCUGAAUCAUCAAAUCAAAUAUGAGUACUGCACACAUGUCACCACAAGAGGAACAGGAAAAACUCCUUGAGGAAUCCUUACAAGUAGUCAAAUCGCAAGCAUUUCUGAUGAAAAGAUGUUUGGACAAAGCCAAAAUAAUGGAUGCUUUGAAACAUGCUUCAAAUGUACUUGGAGAACUACGGACCUCACUGUUAUCACCAAAGAGUUACUAUGAAUUGUACAUGAGUGUUAGUGAUGAACUAAGACAUCUCGAAAUUUUCUUGCUGGAUGAAUUCAACAAAGGACGCAAAGUAAACGAUCUAUAUGAACUGGUCCAAUAUGCUGGCAAUAUUAUUCCUAGAUUAUACCUAUUGAUUACUGUUGGUAUUGUUUACAUCAAAUUUGGUGACGUUCCUAAAAAAGAUGUGAUCAAAGAUUUGGUUGAAAUGUGUCGUGGAGUUCAGCACCCAUUGAGAGGGUUGUUCUUGAGAAAUUACCUUCUCCAAUCAACUCGAGGGCAACUACCUGAUAGUGAUACUGAUGACCAAAGCGAAGGUACCGUGAAGGACUCUAUUGAUUUUAUUCUCUUAAAUUUUGCUGAAAUGAAUAAACUUUGGGUACGAAUGCAACAUCAAGGUCAUUCAAAAUACAAAGAGAAGAGAGAAAGAGAACGACAAGAGUUAAGAAUUCUUGUGGGUACUAACCUUGUUAGACUUAGUCAGCUUGAAGGUGUUGAUGUUGAGACGUACAAAAAAGAUGUUUUACCUGGAAUUUUGGAGCAAUGCAUUUGUUGUCGUGACCCAAUUGCACAGGAGUAUUUGAUGGAAUGCAUUAUUCAGGUUUUUCCAGAUGAAUUUCAUCUACAAACCCUCAAUGCUUUUUUGAAAGCUUGUGCGGAACUUCAUCAAGAUGUCAACGUGAAAAACAUCAUCAUUGCUCUUAUUGAUCGAUUAGCUAUGUUUGCGCACCGAGAUGAUGGACCAGGAAUUCCAAACGAUAUACGACUAUUUGAAAUAUUUUCACAACAAGUUGCUCAUGUUAUACAAUCUCGAAGCGACAUGCCCACUGAAGAUAUCGUAGCUCUUCAAGUUUCCUUGAUCAACUUAGCCUUGAAAUGCUACCCUGACAGAGUUGAUUAUGUUGACAAAGUUCUCGAAUAUACGGAAGAGAUUUUCAGCAAGCUAAAUCUUGCUCACAUCGACAAAAACAACGCAGUCUCCAAAGAACUUAUGCGUCUUCUGAAAAUUCCUGUUGACAUAUACAACAAUGUGUUGACCAUUUUAAAGCUCAAGCAUUUCGCACCACUCUUUGAUUACUUUGACUACGCAACACGUAAGGAAAUGGCCAUGUAUGUGAUAAAUAACGCGUUAGAUAACGACACUUACAUCCCAUCUAUGGAAGAAGUGGAAGGUAUCUUGCAGCUUGCUGCUCCACUUAUCAUGGACCAAGACGAUCAACCGACUGAACCAGAAGAUCCUGAAGAUUUUGCAGAAGAACAAGGCCUUAUGGGACGGUUUGUAACGUUGUUAUACUCAGACAAUCCUGACCAACAGUACCUUAUAUUAAAUACUGCUCGUAAAAACUUUGGCAGUGGUGGAGAGAAGCGUAUUAGGUGGACUCUCCCUCCCUUGGUGUUCGCUGCAUUUCGACUUGCGUUUAUAUACAAGGAUCAACAGGAUCAGGAUGAUAAAUGGGACAAGAAGUGUCAAAAAAUAUUUCAAUUCUGUCACCAGACUAUCUGCGCUCUCUGGAAAGCAGAUUAUGCCGACUUGUCGCUCCGCUUGUUUUUGCAAGGCGCGUUGGCCGCCGAUCAACAGAGGUUCACGAACGCAGAAACUGUUGCUUAUGAGUUUAUGAGUCAGGCGUUUGCAAUUUACGAAGACGAAAUAUCAGAUUCAAAAGCACAACUAGCCGCCAUUACAUUAAUCAUCGGGACGUUCGAACGUGCAAGUUGUUUCACAGAAGAGAAUCACGAACCACUUCGCACUCAGUGUGCUUUAGCCGCCUCUAAACUUUUAAAGAAACCAGAUCAAUGUCGUGGCGUUUCAGUGUGUUCUCACUUGUUUUGGUCAGGAAGAGUAUUUGAUGGCGAAGGAGAAGAAAAGGAGAGUUCAGAGUGUCGUGAUGGAAAGCGUGUUAUGGAGUGUUUGAAGAAGUCUUUACGUAUCGCCAACCAGUGUAUGGACCCAACAGUUCAAGUGCAGUUGUUUGUCGAGAUACUCAACCGAUACUUGUACUAUUAUGAAAAGGGGAAUGAAGCUGUAAAUGCUACAAUUUUGAAUCAGUUGAUUGACAAAAUACGUGAAGAUCUUCCUGGAUUAGAAGUAAGCGAAGAAGCAGAAGCGAUAAAUAAACAUUUCCAAAACACACUUGCUCAUAUCCAAACGAAGAAAGAAAGUGGCGAUGAAAACGAGGCCGCAAUUUAUCAGGACUUUGUAUUUUAAUCUUUGUAGACAUUUUUAUUUCGAAUGGGGAGGGCGUUGAUUUAAAAUUCGAUAUC
Hydractinia symbiolongicarpus is the source of this 2566-nucleotide messenger RNA. RefSeq names its product vacuolar protein sorting-associated protein 35-like. The coding region runs from base 108 to 2510 and encodes 800 amino acids. Gene Ontology annotation, biological process: intracellular protein transport; retrograde transport, endosome to Golgi. Lineage: Eukaryota; Metazoa; Cnidaria; Hydrozoa; Anthoathecata; Hydractiniidae. The transcript is spliced from 16 exons. The record is from RefSeq and is a predicted model, not a curated record. Gene Ontology annotation, cellular component: late endosome; retromer complex; retromer, cargo-selective complex.